Messenger RNA from Cuscuta epithymum, 3340 nucleotides. The record is from the annotation of a GenBank genome assembly. NCBI's taxonomy places the organism in Eukaryota, Viridiplantae, Streptophyta, Magnoliopsida, Solanales, Convolvulaceae.
AUCGGAUACCAAAGGAGGCAAAAUAAGCAUACGUGAGAAAACAGGUUGUUAAGAUAGAAGAGAAAAAAGGGAAGAAACUGAAGUAGAUGGGAUUAGAAGAAAUGAAUUGAAGCGCUAGCAGAGGUCUGUCGACGAGGAUAAAAUGGGAAUGAAGGCGCUAAAUAAGAACGGCUAGAAAUAAACGCUUUGUGUUGAAACGUUUCAAUUCAGCUAUAUUUAUCCACCUUAAGCCCCAUGUUGGAUAAUUGAUACUCAUAUUGUAUAAACAGGAGAAAUUGAACAAGAAUCAAAAGGAGUAAUGGAGAAGAAGAAGAAGAAAAUGCGUAGGAUGAAAUAAUAUUUGUUAUGGUUUACAAGCCUCCCAUAAGGAGUAUAUAUAGGGAAAAUCCGGGUCUGGGCCUCUAAUAUGGGCCUGACAGACCCGGUUACAUAAAUGGAUUGAUAGUAUAAAAAGCUAAUCUAGAACAUCUUAAUAAUAAUAAUAAUGUACAAUAAUAUGAAUCCACUAAACGUGUGUGGGCCGCUGUCCAGGCCCAGUAGUCGGCAGACCGGGGGAUCGGAGUCCAUAUACUCCAUCACCCUAAUCAGCCCUUCAUCCAAACACUAUUACUUUUAUAAUAUUUGACUGAAUUUAAGAUAUUUCAGCCCAUUGUUAGCUGAAAUGGUGUCCCAAACAUAGCCUUAGUGUUAUUUAUGAAUGAGCUGAACUCAAAAUGCCCGAAUUAAAUAUGGGGAAAAUACGUAUAUAUUACUCCGUACUAAAACAUAGAGACACUCCCUAAAUAUGACCAAAAAGGAGAAACAUGCGAAAUGUGAGCAAUAAAUAUGGGAUGACAUCUUGCGUCACAUGAGACCCGCAAUAUAAUUCCUUAAAUGCCCUCAAUAAGAAUAUCAAGAAAACCAAAAGACCAAUACGGUUCAAAUGGAAACAAGUGCUUUUUAGGAGCCAUCUUCUAUGCAUGCAUUAACUUCCAGCGAAAUUAUAGUCUUCGUCUUCUUAAAAAUGAGAAAGAGACGUGCUCCACUAGAAAGGAAAUAUCCCAUGAGAAAAAGGCGAACAUUGAAGAAAAGAACGAGGCGUGUGAAAGAAUGGAAGCAAAUAAGGAACCAUCUUCGGCCUCAUAUUUUGCAAGGAAUGAAAGAAUGGAAGACAUUGAAGACCCGUUGUUGAGAGGAAGAGCACUGAGUCGGUAAGUAAAAUGAUAAUGAAUGUUUGAAAUCAUACGAAUUAUAGGCAUGUGAAGCAAUUUGUCCAGGUGUUGAUGUGAAUGCCGAAAUUGAUUUGCGAGUGUGUAAAAACUAGGAUAGUAAUCUGUAUACUGAAAGUGAUUCUUGAGGGUGUAAAAAAAUGGCAUUUAAGGCAAUUUGAACACGGCAGUAAUAGUGUUGGACAUUAAUCGAAAUAAUGAAAGUGAUUUGCGAUAUUGUGAAGAAUAGUGCAUUAGGUGGCGAUUUGAAUAGGCAUUCAUAGUGACGAACAUUAGUCUUCUUACUGUGAAUUUGAAUUGUGAUUGUGUAAAAGAAAGGGCUUUAUGGGACGAUUUGGACAGGGCGGUAUUAUUGGAGAAUAUUAGGAACAAGUGAAUACUCUGAAAAAAUAUGACAUGAAUUCAAAAUGCAGCAUGAAUUACAUUAGAAAAAAUUACCUUUCUUACAUGUAUAUGUAGUCAAUUAUGUCUUAUUUGUUUCAUUUGCAUGAAUAUGAGAGGAUUUGUGCUAUGGAUCAAUAGGCGUUGGACACUGAUAUGAAGAUCAAUUGCCAUUGCAAUUCACAAAAGGUAGUAGAGACCAUUGUGGCCCAUCUAGAUAAAAAAAGAUUUAGAAGAGUUUAGGAAAACAGUGUUUGGAUACUUUCUUGAUAUAGGAAACAUAUCAUAUUGCUCAUAGCUAAUUAUGUAGAGACCAAUGUUCCCGUGAGCUGUUGAGGAAAGACUGAAAAGAGUUAUAAAAAAGCCUAGACGGUUCACACCAUUUGGACCAGAAAAGAGAAAACAAGGAGGAAACGAGAGAAAAGGGGCGAGGACAAACACUAUGAUGCAGUGACGUUGGAUGAUCCCACGAAAAUGCCAAACAAUGAUUUGGUUACAAAAGUUUGUGAAUUCAUGACAAAAGGCCUACAUAAAAACCACAAAAGGAUGGUUGGAAGAAAGUACAAGACUGACUUUGAGACUUUGAAAGUCAAAAGCAUUUUAGGAAGGUGAGGCGAUGUAAUGAUUGAUAGUAAGUCAUGGUCUUAUGCAGCUUAUUACUACUCCGAAAUGCUAACCGGCAUGAACCGAAUCCACCUUGACAACACGGCUAUGGAUGGGCGCAUUACUACUCUUUGUGAGGAAGUCCAGUAAGUUAGGGAGGAGAACCGUUUGCGUUUUGAACGGUUAGAAGAAAAUCAACGUAAAGCAUUGGGACCUGUGCAUGCAUACUUUGAUAACAAGGGAUACUUUGAAUCCAUACCAGUUCAACAUCGACACCCUACAUGGUAUGACCCCUCUUCAUGGGGCACUUUUGGUGGAGGAGGCCAUGGCGGUGAGGCUAGCGAUUAUGGUGGCUACCACGGCGAGGAUGAUGGCGGAGAGCACCAGGGACAGUUCUUGGACAAAGUAGGGGGGAGUCACUCAUUUGGAACUCAUUCCAAUUGAGAGCGCUUAGGUUUCAAGAAAUGACGAGUAUUUUGUUCAUGAAAAUGAUGAAGAUCCCUAUUGUCAUUUGGGGAAUAAAUGUAAAAAUUGAACACUUUACUUGCAUUGAACCUACUUCUUAGUUUUAUCUCUACGGAUUUUGAACUGCUAUGUUGAUUUUACUCGAGGACGAGUAAUGGACUAAGUAGGGGGAGUUUGAUAGCAUAGAAUUAUGUUUGUUUACGUGUGUAAUUUUAACUAGUUUUAUUUAUUGUUGUAAGGAAAAUUACACACUUUUGGUGUAAUAGUUUAUUUUUCCUAUUUUGUUUGUAAUUUGUUUAGAUUAGGAUUAUUCUGAGUUUUAACUAGGUAAAGAUCAUCAAGAGGGUCCUUAGAAAGGUCAAGGAAAGUGAAAGGAAACAAGAUAAAGUGAAGAUUUGGAAAAGUAGUCAUUUACCCGGUCGGGUAAAGCAUUUACCCGGUCGGGUAUUGACUUGAUCUGAAAAUCAAAUCUGAUUUGGAGGCAAUUUAACGUGCAAGAAAAGAUUUGGUAAAGAUUUGUCUUCUACCCGAUCGGGUUUCUCCAAAACCCGGUCGGGUAUAUUGUGACAGAUGAAGGUUCCAGGCACUUACUCAAGAACCCCGAUCGGGUUUCUCAAAAACCCGGUCGGGUAAAUGGCCUUGAUCGCUCCAAACACCGAUAAAUACACCCCCUUUGCUUCCCA